Messenger RNA from Cherax quadricarinatus, 1223 nucleotides. Lineage: Eukaryota; Metazoa; Arthropoda; Malacostraca; Decapoda; Parastacidae. The record is from RefSeq and is a predicted model, not a curated record.
GAGCAGGUGUCUCCUGGGUGGAGAACACGCAUCACCUCUACCAGCUUUAUCUUCUGGACGGCAGGCAUGUGCCUCCUGCCGCUGAUAGCAUGGCUCACCAAAGACUGGUUUCUCCUCGGUGUCAUCACCACAGUUCCUUUCUUCCUGCUCAUCCUCUGCUGGUGGUUUCUGCCCGAGUCUCCUCGCUGGUUGCUGUCUCGUGGCCACAUAGAGCAGUGUGCUGCGCUCAUGACCACCAUCGCUACACGUAAUGGCAAACAAGUGCCAGAUAGGUUGAAAGAACGUCUACAAGCCGUCUCCUUCACUCACAACACGGAAAGGAAUUAUGGUGUUGUCCAGCUGUUGAAUUAUUCCACUGUUCGUCUCCGUACUUUGCUCCUCACAGCUUGCUACGCGUGCAACUACUUGUUUUACUACGGCCUGGCUUACAACACUGUCAACCUGAGUGGCAACGAGUUUCUUAACUUCUUCCUGCUGUCUGUGGUGGAGCUGCCAUCCACCAUGUUGGGAUGGUGGGCAGCACAGUUCCUGGGCAGACGAUGGACAGGAGCCUUAUCCAUUUUGCUAGCAGCUAUAUUUUCUCUAGCUAAUGCUAUAUUACUCAAUACAUCACAGUGGGUGACAAUUAUGAUGAUGGUACUGAGCAAGAUGUUCAACACUAUCAGCUUCUUGAUGGUGUACAUACAAUGUUCUGAGAUCUAUCCAACAACUCACCGUUCCUGUGGUACUGGUCUGUCAUCUCUCAUCUCCUCUAUAUUUGGUACCGCUACGCCCUACAUUGCCUACUCACAUGUGUACUGGAACAACCUGCCCUUGGUCAUCAUCUUUGUCAUUGGAUUUAUUGGCUUUAUAAAUGCGUCAUUGCUGCCGGAGACACUGGAUGCUGACCUUCCUCAGUCACUUCUCCAAGCUGACAAGUUCCUUACUGGUGACAAAUACUGGUCAUAUAAGGGAAGACGCUGCUGGUCUGGCAAAGUUCGGGUUAUGGAGAGUAAUGAACAAGGUCAUACAAAUCUUGCUAUUUCUGAAGAUUAAAUUAUUUCUAGCUAAUCUAACAAUUUAGUUAAAUAUUUUAAUUAUCAGAAGCUGUGCACAGUAACACUGUCGAGUUUAGGCUGCAUGUAUUUAUGUUUUAGGAAAUUUCUUUAAUCAGCAUGUUUGUGCAGCUUUGAAACUGCAAAAUAAAAUCAGAUAUUUUUCAAAUUACAGCACUGAAGACAACA